Messenger RNA from Hordeum vulgare subsp. vulgare (domesticated barley), 1221 nucleotides. RefSeq names its product ubiquitin-conjugating enzyme E2 22-like. The record is from RefSeq and is a predicted model, not a curated record. The coding region runs from base 260 to 997 and encodes 245 amino acids. The transcript is spliced from 7 exons. Lineage: Eukaryota; Viridiplantae; Streptophyta; Magnoliopsida; Poales; Poaceae.
GUACACCCGCUCCGUGGCCUGGUUGAAAGCCACGUCACCUCCCUCCGCCCCCAAAGUUCCACGAGCUCGCGCUCCAAUCAUUGCGACGCGCGCCGCUCCCCUCCCCUCCCCGCGAGCCCGGCCCAGAUUGGCCGCUCCUCCUCCUCCUGCUCCUCCUCCGGCUGCAUCUGUUAUCAGAAAUUUAUCACUAUUGUGGAAGGACAUCUGCUCACAGAGUUGCUUCAGAAGCCAGAACAAAGCUAUUUGCUGUCUUGCUUGCAUGGCAACCAACGAAAACCUCCCACCAAAUGUCAUUAGGCAAUUGGCUAAAGAAUUGAAGAAUCUUGACCAGUCACCUCCAGAAGGGAUAAGAGUGAUUGUGAAUGACGAUGACUUCACAAGUAUUUGUGCAGAUAUAGAUGGCCCUGGUGGGACUCCGUACGAGAAUGGGGUUUUCCGGAUGAAGCUAGUCUUGUCCCGUGACUUCCCUCAAUCCCCACCGAAAGGAUUUUUUGUGACUAAAAUAUUCCAUCCAAACAUAUCAAGCAAUGGUGAGAUCUGUGUUAACACGUUGAAAAAGGAUUGGAAUCCUACUCAUGGAUUAAGGCAUGUUCUACUGGUGGUGAGAUGCCUGCUGAUUGAACCAUUCCCAGAAUCUGCGCUCAAUGAGCAGGCUGGAAAGAUGUUACUUGAGAACUAUGCGGACUAUGCACGGCAUGCAAGGUUAUACACGAGCAUUCAUGCCCUCAAACCUAAGAGUAAGCCCAAGAGUGGCACUAUCUCUGAGUCAACUUCUGUAAACGUGGAUCAGUCAAGCACAAAUCUAUGUGAAACUGCACCAUCAACGCCCGUGGCUUUAUGUGCUACUGCUGCUACCAAAGUGCCGGGCUCAAACUCGCUGGAUCAGAAUGCUCCCGCUGAGCCCACUGUUGGAUCAUCUACGGCAUUGCCCAAGAAGGAAGGACCUGUUGCUAAGAAGAAGAUGGACGCGAGGAAGAAGAGCUUGAAGAGAUUGUAAGCAAAAUGUUGGGGGAUAGGAGGUGCCAGAUGUAGCAGACGAGUGAAUAUUGGGCAUUUGGGCUCCAGGUGACAUGAGAGGCAUCUGGUAAAUUGUUUUGUCACCUACAGAAAUUAUGUCAAAAGAAUGUGAAUUGUAUAUCUUGCAUCAACACUUCGUGUAAUAACAAUUCUCCUAAAGAAGGCUUGCCUUCUCUAUUCAAUUAAUUCGUUCUCUUUAGAAAA